UGAAUUGAAACUGAAAAAUUUCCUGUUUUAUUCAUACCAAUUAUUUGACACCGAAGUCUGUGGAGAACCGGGAAAGCGUAAACAGCAUAAGCGCCGCCGAUGCGCGUGUGUGAUAAUCCGCAUACGGCGCACUUACACAGAACCCCAGCCAUAGCAUAAACAUAGAAAGCUCAAUACUUGCUAUCGACUAACCUCUGUGAAAUUACAAAACAAAACAAGAGAGAACGACGCAAUGUUUUUUUUAACGCAAACCCCUUUUACAAUCAUUCGCGAAGUGGUUUUCCUGCUGUGUGACAAAUAAUACUUUGCUGUCAACCAAAAAUGCAAACACACAUACCUAAAUUAUAAAGAAUUGCAUCAAUUAUGGUGUUUUAGUUUAAAUUUAAUUCCAAUAAUGAGGCAAUCUGAUUGAACAAACGAAAAUUGAUUUCGGCCAAUUAAAGUCCUAAUUCUCGACUCGAGCUAGUGCAUUCCAUUCGUCACUCAAAUGAUAUACGAAACAGACACACACCCGCUCAACACGAAAACAUCUAGGUUCUAACACGCUGUGUAGUGAUCAUCCCCUCGUACUUACGAGUAUGCAGCGGAAACUCCGGUAGACUGAUUCAGUGCAGCAGCCAUUCUACCAUUCAUCAGCAGCAGAAACAACUAAAAUAAAACCCAACAACAAGAAGCAAACGGGCAAGCAUCAAAAUGUCAACAGAUUUUUUAUUUCCAAAAAUAGCGGAUUGCUCCUAUGUCUCCUGUUACUGUGAGGAAAACGUUUGGAAGCUAUGUGAACAAGUGCAGCGCACGCGGCCCGAAGAGCUGAACAAGUGCUAUGCGGUUUUUGUCUCAAAUGAGGGCCGAACUGUACCGCUAUGGCGCCAAAAAGCUGGACGUGGCGAUGAUCAAGUUGUGAUAUGGGACUACCAUGUAUUCUUUAUGCACAAUCCCUUGCCAAACCGCUGUUUGGUAUUCGACUUAGAUACUACACUUCCGUUUCCGACAUAUUUUCAUAAGUAUGUUACGGAGACUUUUCGGUCCGAUCUCGCUCUACGACCUGAGCAUCACAGAUUUUUCAGAGUUAUACCUGCAGAUACAUAUCUAAUUGAGUUCUCGUCGGAUCGCCGGCACAUGCGCCGACCAGAUGGUAGCUGGAUUAAACCGCCACCGUUAUAUCCACCCAUUCUAUCGAACACCAACAUGCAUUGUUUGGGUGACUUUAUAUGCAUGAGCGCUGGCAAAGGACCAGGCGCCGUCUACAGCCUCUCCGAGUUUGUGCAAUACUUUUAUAAGUCGCCGCAUGUUGCGGCACAGCCCAACAACUAAAUUAUAAAUUACCACAUAAAUACAUUUAAUGAUGUCAGCUUAAACCAAAAUCGAAACUAAUUUCAAAAGUUUGUGGUCUCGCACAACUUGACGACCCAAAAGAUGUGCAUUAUACUAAAAGACAAUUAAAUACAUAUUAUA
Messenger RNA from Drosophila hydei, 1452 nucleotides. RefSeq names its product protein N-terminal glutamine amidohydrolase (gene tun). Gene Ontology annotation, molecular function: protein-N-terminal asparagine amidohydrolase activity; protein-N-terminal glutamine amidohydrolase activity. The record is from RefSeq and is a predicted model, not a curated record. Gene Ontology annotation, cellular component: nucleus; cytosol. The coding region runs from base 694 to 1311 and encodes 205 amino acids. The transcript is spliced from 7 exons. NCBI's taxonomy places the organism in Eukaryota, Metazoa, Arthropoda, Insecta, Diptera, Drosophilidae.